AUGCGAUCGAUCAAGAAUCAAAAAGGUCUAUGGAAACCCCACAAUGGAAAAUCGGUCGACAACCUCGUGGUCAUUCUCUACCGCCCAUCAGCGAGAACUACAACGUGGGAGCGUGAUGCGAGGCCCUCGAGCAUUACCCGUCGCGGUUGUCAGAUUGUUGUUGACACGCGCGUGGGCCGUGAAGCUCUUCUCCAGCUCAGCUCUCAGCUCCCAGCUCCCAGCUCCCAGCUCUCCGCGCGAGCACCUCAACGGCCGACUGGUGGGACUCGAGUGGCAGCAAAGAAGCGUCUUGCACCUGGAAGUGGACUCGUUCCAGAGUUCUAG
This is a messenger RNA of Penicillium diatomitis, 324 nucleotides long. RefSeq lists its product as uncharacterized. NCBI's taxonomy places the organism in Eukaryota, Fungi, Ascomycota, Eurotiomycetes, Eurotiales, Aspergillaceae. The transcript has a single exon. The record is from RefSeq and is a predicted model, not a curated record. The coding region runs from base 1 to 324 and encodes 107 amino acids.